Nannochloropsis gaditana CCMP526 is the source of this 1164-nucleotide messenger RNA. It is a transcript of the gene BUB3, whose product is annotated as cell cycle arrest protein BUB3. Gene Ontology annotation, biological process: mitotic spindle assembly checkpoint signaling. Gene Ontology annotation, cellular component: mitotic checkpoint complex; kinetochore; bub1-bub3 complex. The transcript is spliced from 5 exons. Gene Ontology annotation, molecular function: ubiquitin binding. The record is from RefSeq and is a predicted model, not a curated record. The coding region runs from base 103 to 1086 and encodes 327 amino acids.
AGCUUCCUGCACAGGGAGUGCCGGACGGCUCUGCCGCCCCAGUCCGGUAAUCUAUUGCGCUGAUCCCCGGCGUUUCUUAUCAGCCGUCUAAUAUCUUGCGCCAUGGAACCGGGCAGUGAGCGACUACUUGACAACCCUCCGCAAGAUGGCAUUUCCUCGCUCGCAUUUUCCCCCAGCAGCUCCAACCUGUUGUUGGUCUCGUCCUGGGACAAGACCGCACGUUUGUACGAUACAUCAUCAAAUGUAGCCAAGGGCAUCUGGCAGAAUCAUGCUGCCGUCCUGGAUUGCACAGUGCAGGACGAUCACACAGGAUUUUCGGGCGGACUGGACAGGGCUGUUCGCAAGAUUUAUUUGAACCAGCCAGAGGACCCUGGCCUGAAUAUCGGCAGCCAUGCCGGGGAAGUGAGCUGCAUGGAAUUCUCGAGGGAGCUGGGGGCUUUGGUAACCGGCGGAUGGGAUGGCAAUGUGCACAUUUGGGACCCGCGCAGCCAAGGAAGGGCGCAGAGUCUGCCGCCGUCGGAGAAGGUGUUCACGCUGGCGGUGUCAGGCCAGCGGCUAGUGGUGGGGACCUCGGAUCGGUCCGUACUCAUCUACGACGUCAGAAAACUUAGCGCGCCGGACGACCGUCGCGAGUCCUCCCUAAAGCAUCAGACUCGUUGCAUUCGUAUCGCCCCGGACCACAGCGGAUACGUGCUGGCCUCGGUCGAAGGCCGCGUGGCGGUCGAGUACUUCGAUCUUUCAACCGAGGUGCAGGCUCAGAGGUACGCGUUCAAGUGCCACCGGCAAGAUGACCUCGUCUACCCUGUCAACGCCGUCGCCUUCCAUCCCACGCACGGCACGUUCGCCACGGGGGGAUGCGACGCCAUGGUCUAUACCUGGGAUGGACAAAACAAAAAAAGGCUGGCGCACUUGGGUCCCUACAAGACUAGCAUCGCGGCCCUCUCCUACAAUUUUGACGGCUCCCUCAUGGCAAUAGCCGCUUCUUACACCUAUGAGGAGGGCGAAAAAGAGCAUCCGCCCGAUGCCGUAUAUUUACGAUGCCCCUUGGAGGGGGAAGUUAAACGAAAAGUAAAAGCAGGGGCAUGAGAUGAGUGGCUUUACAUGUAAUGCAAACAUUCAUAACAUACCGUCCAGAAGAAAUAACUUUUGUCUCUUCGUUAAACA